CCACUGACACCUGUCACAUCAAGUAUCUGUCACCGCGACGUCACUGCCUGCAUUGGCACAAGCAGUUCGCAAAUAAGGACUCUCUCGAGUCCACCUGUGGCCUUACCUUGCGUAACUUACUAUUAUAGUGUCAUGGGAAACCACCACAGCCAUGAAGAGAAGGGUGAGAAGCAGGAAAAGGGCGGAAGCGGACUGAACACGCCGAGAGGGGGUUCUCGGCGCGGGACUGUCACAUCUGUGCCAAAAUCAGGUUCUGGAGCUGAUAUCCAGGAGCCAGAGAAGCCUCAGACGUCCAUGGUGCCCGUGGAGAAGCUUGGGAAGCUUCUCGCGCAAAGAUCUCAAAAAGAAGAUGGCGUUAACGGCGUUACAGAGAAAUCGUUUACAAAAUAUCUGUUCCCCAUGUAUCCAGAACUAGCUCACCAGUUCUACGCGUACAUCCACAAAGUGGGCAAGUGCAAGAACCAGCACAUCCCGGCGUCCGUCUUCAGGGUGCAGUGCGAGAAGAUACUCGCCAUGUUGGACGACGCGGCCAUUAUAGAGACUUACGUCAGGAUGUUUUCCGUAGAAGAGGAAGAAGAAGGGACAGUGUCAGCGGCAGCCCUGCGCGCUCUGCUCUACACUAGCUACAAACUAUCCAUGGACCACUACCCUGAUGGGCCGCAGACCUGUCUUGCGAUAAACAAGGUGCUAAACUCGGUGGUGAACGGCUGCUUCAACAAGAAGGACUCCCACUCCGUGGGUUUUGUGGUGCGCUGGCUGGAGCAGCAUUGCCACCGUCUCAUCUUUCCUGUGCACAGAUACUGUGUCCACAUGCUCGCCACCCGCCACCGCGACAUCUCCGCGCACGUGGAGUCAGACGGAGCCGGCGCGGGACUCGAACUGGCGACCCCUGUUCUAGAACGGGCGAGGGCUGGCGUCGGCAACUUGCUGCCCGCUAGUGGGGCUUGGUUGUUGGCUGGUACCGCCCCUCCACUCUACAGUAGACCGGUACAGCCUCCCCCACUACCGCAUCACGCGGGUACCCUGGCAUCGACAGCGUGGCUGGCGCGACUGGUGUGUGCGUUGCCGUCCCACUGGGCCCCGUUAUACAACUCCAACGAACAUGGACUGGGCGCUAAUAGAUUCCUACACCAUACGCUUAACUACAGGGGCCCGACGCUGGUGGUGGUGGCGGGUGGCGAGGACCUGAAGGUGGUGCUGGCGUGUCCGCAGGAGUGGCGCGACACGCACACGUACUGGGGCACCGCCGACUGUGCCCUCAUACAGCUCUUCCCCACAUUCUCAAUAGUGGAGCACGCGCCUAAAAUGAUCUACCUGAACACAUCGAUCCGCGGCUACCCGAAGGGCUUGCGGGCGGGCAGCGACCCGCGCAAGCCUUUACUCAUCAUCGAAGAGGGCUUCGACAAGAUGUCCUUCAACAGCGUGCCUUACACGUUGCGAGCGAUCGAGGUGUGGGGCUGCGGCGACCAGGCCUCGAGAGAGAACCAGCUCGAAGUGAAAAAGUGGCAAGUCAGGGAAGCCGAGAGACAACGACAGGUGAAGCUAUCAGCGGCCGACUGGAUCGAACACCCGGACCGCUACCUCCUCGAGCUGGCCGGCCGACCCCAGUACAAUAACUCGGCUAGCUAGGACAAUGGUUAAAGGCUCAUUCACACUGUUUCCUUAUUCUUUUUAUCCCAUCGUUGAGAGCGGGACAAAAAGCAAAACGAAACACUAUUGACGGUGCGAGAACGAAAGAGACGGUGGAUAUUCUCAUGUAAGUUUUUGCACCUGGGCCUAAAGCAUCUAGUGAUUACAUAAAGGAAUACUAUGGCAUGUAAAGUAAGUAGUGUAAAAUAUUGUGGUUGCAAAAUAAAUGAAUUAAAUGGCGUUGUACCGUCCGUACAACUCAUCUACUUUAACCUUUUGGACGCCAAUGACCGAUAUAUCCGCACCGCAGGUUCAACGCCAAAGACCGAUUAAUCGGUCACAGACCAGAGAGCAACAUAGACCUACGUGCAUAUGCAUAAAGUUCAAUUUCAGUUUUGACACUUCGGUGACGUGGCGUCCGAGUGACAGCUUUUGUAUUUGACACGGCGUCGAAGAGGUAACGGUCAAAUUUGCGGUUAAAAUGUUUUGCACAAUUUUUUAUUCCUUUGUCUAUUCUAUAAGAUAAGAUAGUAACUGAUAUACCUAGAUUUGAUUAUGAUCUAGAUAUUCUACGGUUAGUAGAAUGGUAUAUGAGGCGUUUAAAAGUAUACUGAACGUUUUGAAAGUGAUCGAAAUAGCACAACCAUUUCAGCGUUCAAAGUGUGAAAAUGUGAUUAUCAAUUGUGUAACAUUUAGUAGUUUUUAGUGUUAUAAGCGUAAUUUUGUUUAACUAUCGUUAUCAUAAUAUUCAUAUAUUAUAUCAAACUUAAUAUAGGUAAAAAACUUUAAAGUGUAUUUUUUUGGAAAAUGGUGGAAAGAUUAUAAAAUGACGUAAGGUUUACAUACUCGUUAUUUGCAAUCUUGAAUCAAUCUGACCACUUAAAAUAUAUUUUUUAUGAAGAUUAAUGAGAAAUAGUUGUCAAUUUAAAGUAAUUUAUUUAACUUUUCCAGGUCGCACCAAUAUACAGUUUUCGUAAAAAAUCCAAAUAUGUAUAUUCCAAUUAAUCCAACUUUGAUGAUAAUAAUAAUAAAGUUCUUUAUUUAGAUAACCAGGAUCCACAGUAUAUUGUUAGUUGCAUAUUUUAUGUUUUAUUCUGUUAUUCACUUGAAUACAAGUCACAUUUCCCGAAAGUGCAAUAUAAUUUGAACCUGAAAUCUGAAUGCUAAAGUUGAAAUUCGAUAAAUCAUACUAUGCCUGGUAAAGGGUUUAACUCUAAGUAUGUGAAGAAUAAUUAGAAAUAUUUGUCACUGUAAAGUAAUUAAUUUAAUGUGUUUUUGUAAAUUGUAUACAACUACAUGCUAGUAGAGCUGUAAGCUAAGUUUUUUACCUAUAGUUCUUGCAUUUUACGAAGACGUUGACAGUAACUCUUAUUAUAAUUUCGUCAUAUCCACUCACUAUGGUGAAAUGCAGGAAUUAACCUCGUGCCGCCCACCAUACAAAAUUAUAGCCAAGGAAGUUUGAAUCUUGUUGUACUUUCAAUUAGGUUGAAUUUCAUUUGUUCGGAAAUAUUACGAGACAAAUGAAAUGCUACCUACUUCGUUUGUAAUUAAGGUUGACAUUCCAUCGAAACUAAGUGUACAUCCUAAUGUACAUUGUACAUUGGGCGGCACGAGGCUAAAAUAAUUGUAAAAUUUUCACUUCACGUGUUUAAUUUUCUCGUGUACUUAAUUUAUAUUAUUAAUUAUAUAAGUAUGCCAAAUAUUCCAGGGAACAUACCUACAUAAAUUAUAUCACACGAAAUUUAAGAUUCUAAGCAAGUGUUACAUUAAAGUAACCAGGUUGCUUACAACUAUUUAAAAGUUAACUAUUUAAAGUUAAAUAAUAAAUAUACACUUUAGGACUCAGUCUAUUAAUAACAAUUAUGUAUUGCUGUUUAUUUAAAACUAUUAUAUUUUAUAUCGUGCUUAUUCAUCUAAUGAUAUUAUUUUAUAGUGUUAAAGUCAUUAAGAGGAUAGUAGACGACUCUUAUUUGGGCCGAAUUUUAUUUAGUUGUCGAUUUAUUCGUCAGAUUUCUAAUUUGGUGGAUAUAUAGUUCCCUAUUCUAUACAAUAUCACAGUAUGUCCUAAAAAAUCUUCCUCUGAGUUACGAAAACGUAUGGCACAGUCGCCAUCAGAUUUAUCUGAGCGGCCAAGACCUUCACAAAUAUCUGAACAAAGCCUCUAUUGUUGAGACGUUAAGUGCACGUUCAGAUAUUUUUGAAUAUAUGGUAUUCAUUUUUUAUGUGGUCAUUAUAUUUUUUAGGUGGUCAUAAUAUUUUUGACCACCUUUGGCUAUCUAAUGGCGUCUACUUUCGUAACACAACGGAAUACAUAGAAUUACAUAGAUAUUUUUCGGGACAUUUUGUGAUUUCGUAUUUUCGUAUUCCGCCCAGAAUGAGAAACUUUACACCAGCCACAUUGUAUCCAAAUCUAACGAAAAUAAAUUGUCAAAAAAAUUAUAUCGGCCAUUUGCUUUUUAAGGUCCACUAUCCUCUUAUUUACCUUUUAAAUUUAAGCAUUAAUUCUCAUUUAAAUUGUUAUUGGAUCUGGGCAAAGGAAAACUAUUAGGCGCGCCAUUUUAAUGUUGACUAACAUGUGACUGUUAACUGUAAAUAGAUAGUUGCUCAAUAGAAAAUGAUUCCAUUUGGGCGUAAAUGUAGGACUGUUUAGAAUAGAUUCUGUCACAAGGGAGCAAAAUUACAUUUUUACGGCGAGGGCGUACGUUGAAUCCUAGGUGUAGUGAAGGAUUCUAGUGUUAACGCCCAAGGUGGAAAUAAUUUUGCUACCAUGUAACACGUACUGCUUUUCACAUCACAUAUGAGGAAAUUAUUAUGUUUCAUAAUAUCAUGUAAGCUAAAAAAAUAGUAUACAAAAAAUGUCUCCUAGAACAGUAAAGUGGUCAUUUGACCCUUCCUAGCAGGGAAGAAAAGGGCGUUUUCUGAAUAGGUGAUGUGAAAAGGAUAUUGUAUUGGUUAAGGUGUGGUUUCCUAGGAAAGCGAUGCCGUCAUAUGGCGGCCGUAAUAGAGCGGAGAAUGACGUCACUAGAACGUUGUCUAUGUAAACAAAAUGGCGCGGUUUCCUAGAGUGCGGUGAUUGACACCGUAACGUCGAAAAGCGGUGCCGCCAUUUGCAUGACGGCCGUCUUCACGGUGUCGUUAGUUCGUGAACAUUUUAUUUGAUAGCGGUGAAGCCAUUUCUAUGACUAUAUUAUAGGUAUUGGGGUUUUUUGGACCGGACCGAUGUGCAAAAUGAGUUCCAAAUUCAACUGGAGCAGCAAGGACGACGAAAUAGAAAUAGAAUGAUAGUUCAUCAGCCAAGUAAAUUAUUAAAGCUAUAUCGAGGCCGUCCUUUUCUCACCUGGAAACGUUUCGUUUGACGCUGGCGGCCGACGCUGUGUUACACGGCCGUAGAACUUUACACAUGUCGCCACCGUAAACACGGGCGUCGUUUUGCUUACGGCCCCUAUACAUAUGACGGCACCGCUUUCCUAGGAAACCAGAGCUUAGAGUGGAAUUAGUGUUAACAAUAUAGCGUUAGACCAAGAAAAGUAUGCAGAGAUUUUUACAGCACACGCGGUGCCAGUGUUAUACGUCAUAAUUUCAUAACAGUUUGACGUUUAAAAUAACACCUGCACUGCGUGUGCUGUCAAAAUCUCUGCAGACUUUUCUUGGUCUAACUCUAACAAUGUUUGCUAGUGUCAAGAAAUACUGAUUCCUAAUGUAGAAAAGUGUCAACUAGUGUUGGAAAGUGUUAAAUAGUGUUGGAAAGUGACAACUAGUGUUAAAUUGUUCCGGCUUAUAUAAAUGCAAGGAAAAAACACUAAUGAUCGUUCCUAAAUUGAGAGCCAUAACGUUGUGAGUCAUUCAAGUGUUUGUUUAGCAAUUGUCAAUGUUAUAAAUAAAUCACUCAUUAUUAUGUAAAAGUAUAUUUGUGACGUCCCAUGGGUAAAUGUACCUUAUGGCGGUUGGCGCUUACGCUAUUGCUACGCUGGUGCUAUGCGACGUAAGCGCCAGACGCCAUAAGGUACAUUUUCCAUGAAACGUCACAUUUUGUGUAUAGUUUGUAAGGGUUGAUUUUGAUGGUGGACCAAAUAUUAUCGUUAUUUAAUUACCUGGACUUGAGUAUGUAAAUAAAAUUGACAUACUACUUAUCUGCCUAUGUUCAGGGUUGAUUCACAAACAGCAUCAUUAUCACUAGCAUUUUUUAGCAAUUUUAAGUUUUACGUAUUUAAUGAUUCGAGUUUGUAAUCCGCUUACUGCCCAUGAUACAAUGUUUUUCUUCAUAUUUGCGAGGAAAUAAAAAAUACGUACAGGCAAAAGGUAUGUAGCCAAGAUACGCGAGCAGCCGGCGCCUUCAUACGCUGCAGCCGAGCGGUCAAUGACACCUUCUCGUAACUCAUGAGGCCCUGGUACUAGCUCCUUGUUAGGGCUCCGUACCCAAAGGGUAAAACGGGACCCUAUUACUAAGACUUCGCUGUCCGUCCGUCCGUCCGUCCGUCUGUCACCAGGCUGUAUCUCACGAACCGUGAUAGCUAGACAGUUGAAAUUUUCACAGAUGAUGUAUUUCUGUUGCCGCUAUAACAACAAAUACUAAAAACAGAAUAAAAUAAAGAUUUAAAUGGGGCUCCCAUACAACAAACGUGAUUUUUGACCAAAGUUAAGCAACGUCGGGAGUGGUCAGUACUUGGAAGGGUGACCGUUUUUUUUCCUUUUUUUUGUUUUUUUUUGCCUUAUGGUACGGAACCCUUCGUGCGCGAGUCCGACUCGCACUUGCCCGGUUUUUCAAUUCAGUUUUUAGACAGUUGAAUUCUAGCUAAACUACAGCAUGCGAUAAGUUUUUGAAAAGCUAAAAAAGUUCUCGGAUAUUUCAGGAAAAUUUCUCAUGAAACAAAGGUAUUCAUUUUGAAAAUAGAAAGUUUCAAUUAAGAUAUGAGAAACCUCCAAAAUUCUAAAUUUCGCAAGUUUGGAAACUUUCGUAAGUAAGGCAAAUCUAAUUUGCCAUUAAAUAAGAACUAAAAAGCCUAUACUCAUUCUUUUGGGUGCUAGUACUAGAGUGACAAAAACUGUUUGAUUACCUAUCUCUGAUGUCUAUAUGUUUGAAAUGAAACAGUCCCUGGCCAAAAAAAUGUGCUUUAAAAUAUCAAUGUAUUUGAGUCCUAAUUCGCUUUGUAUCACCAUUGUGAAGUGUUAGACACGGCUUAUUGUUCCGGUGCUCUUUAUUGCCUUUGUAUAUCAAUUAAAAUGAUGAAUAAACUAUUUUACAUACA
Molecule: messenger RNA, 6875 nt
Organism: Cydia fagiglandana
Lineage: Eukaryota; Metazoa; Arthropoda; Insecta; Lepidoptera; Tortricidae
Exons: 11
Coding region: 133-1629 (498 amino acids)
Source: RefSeq, a predicted model, not a curated record